Drosophila rhopaloa is the source of this 1037-nucleotide messenger RNA. Its product is annotated as serine protease grass. The coding region runs from base 177 to 1007 and encodes 276 amino acids. Gene Ontology annotation, molecular function: serine-type endopeptidase activity. Lineage: Eukaryota; Metazoa; Arthropoda; Insecta; Diptera; Drosophilidae. Gene Ontology annotation, biological process: proteolysis. The record is from RefSeq and is a predicted model, not a curated record. The transcript has 4 exons.
ACAUACCAGGUCACAAUAACAAAGCUCAAUUAUACUGCAUUAUAAAUCUCCUAUCUUUAAAACUCGUCGGAAUGAUAAGAACGCUAAUAUAUAUAUAUAUAUACAAUAAUGUAUUUCUAGGGUCAAUGUAGCAUCAUGUGAAUGUCUUUUAGUAUGCUCGCUUAUUUUCAUUAGAGAUGAGGUGGUUUUUUUUGUUAGGAUGUCUUUUUAUAUGUGAAUGGAUGACAUCUGGUCAAUUUUUAGAGCCGGAUUGUGGUAAUAUUUCACAGGAGGCACUCAGAAACGAAGGCCAUCAAGCUCAUAUAUCGGAGAGUCCUUGGAUUGCUUUUUUGCAUGACUCUGGCAAAUUUCUGUGUGGCGGAUCGCUUAUUAACCAUCGAUUUGUCCUGACUGCUGCACAUUGCAUAAUCGAUGGAGGGAAUUUAAAAGUGCGAUUGGGCGAGUACGACAGCUCAACCAACCACGACUGCAGUGGUAUAGUUUGCAUUCCUCCCUCAGAAGAGUUUGAGAUAGUCCGGGCUUUUCGGAAUGAUAACUAUUCGAGAACGGAUCGCUACAACGACAUCGGGUUGCUUCAUUUGGAAAAGUCGGUGGUGUACAAAGUUCACAUCAAGCCAAUUUGCCUGAUUACAAACACUGCUUUUCAGCCGCAGAUUGAGGGACUGCAACAUUUUGUGGCCGUCGGAUGGGGCGGCAGUUCUCCCGGAUCUCCGAGCCACAUCCUCAAGUCGAUUCGAGCGAAUCGUCUGAAUCGAAGCGAAUGCCGGAAGAGGUACCUGGUGGACUGUCGCAUGGAUCAGAUCUGCGUGGCUCACGAAUCCGGGGAGUCGUGCAGUGGGGACUCCGGAGGACCCAUGGGUCAUGCGAUUCGGUAUCACGGUCGAAUAGUAUUCAUUCAGGUCGGAAUUGUUAGCUAUGGCAACCCAGAGUGCCGCAGCCCCAGCGUUUUCACUGAUGUGAUGGCACAUAUGAAUUGGAUAAAGAAUGUACUUGACUUGCACAGUUAGAUAAUAUAUUAAAAUGAUAUUUGUAAACUA